AUGCAGCGAGCGAGCGACUAUGAGGAGGCCAUCGCGGCGAGAUUCAGUGAAUUAGAGCAGCAGAUUAAGCCGAUAGUGUCGAAAUACUACCUCUUUGCGGGCGAGACAGAGUGGGUAGGGGAGAUCGCGGAGUCAGUGGCGGGGUUUCUAGCGGCGGUGCAGUUUCCACUCGACCCGGAGUCGAUUGGGUUUCUCGAGCGGCUAGUGGAGUACAUCUUGGUCUUCCCGGAGUUGACAGAGGGGUGGCUUCGCGCGUCAGGCGGGCAGACAGUGCCGCUCGCGGAGUUCUGCCGACGGGGUUUCGAGAGCCACGAGGCUCGGUUUGAGACGGCGAACAUGAGAAGGAUGAUACCCGAGCUAGAGGUCUUGAACAAGUGCUUGGACGCACUCGUGGUGGUGGGGAACGUGAGCGACGCGACGGGGCAGUGGUUGCCGACGCUCUUUGCGGAGCUGGUGGGAAUGAUCCGCACGGAAUACUACGCGAGUGUGGACACGCUGGUGUCGGGUAGCAUCAACCUAUUCACGAUUCGCUGCAAGACGCUAUGCGACGUUGCGAACUUGGUUUCACGCGAAAAUACGCUUGUGUGUCUAAAGAAUGCUAUAUUGGACCACUGUCUUGCGGACAUUCUUGCGCGGCACCGGUGUCUUGACGACGAGGAGAGAAAGCAGAUGUCGUACAGCUUGCUUGUGCGGUUCUUCAGCGCGGCGGUGUCAAACGAGUUCCGCUGGCCCUAUAGCAAAGUUUCGGAACCCCAAACAGGCCCGGUGAACCCGCCGAAGAAGCGGUUGGCAACCAUACUAUUUGCAGACGAUGCUUUGGUGCGCUCAUUGGUGGAGAUCGUUCGGGAGGACCUUGGCUCCAAGGAUGAUACUACGCGCCUUCAGGCUCUCUUUUUCCUUGGGUCCAUGGUGAAGCUCAAGCACGAAUCUAUUAUAGCAAGCCUUUUUCUUGCACCUUCCGAGAAGCCGGAGCACAUCGAUUUGGACAACAUUGCUCAGUGGAAGCGGGUCUUUUUUCAGAGCGAUUCGAUGCCAAAGGUGCCCAGCAUGCCUUUUGACAUGUCCCAAUCUCUUCAAUGGUACGAUUGGAAUCUUGCCAAGGACUCGAUUCUAAGCGAACUAUUUGACGUUUUAGCCACUAGUAAAGACGACGAGGCAGUAUACCAAGCCUACUCUGUUCUCCUUGAUAUCUCGAGGCAGGUGCACGGUCGUAUUUCGGAUCUUUGGGUUCCUAACGGUAAAAUGAUAAGUCUCAUGGAGAUGCUUCUCACAUCCGGUAAGAAUGACAAGAUCUGUACCGAUUUUGUCACGGAAAUGUACUGUAUCAUACGCGCUUGUGCUGUCAUGGAGUACAUAACUUAUAAGUGUCUCUAA
This is a messenger RNA of Eremothecium gossypii ATCC 10895, 1374 nucleotides long. Its product is annotated as AFR737Wp. The record is from RefSeq and is marked provisional. NCBI's taxonomy places the organism in Eukaryota, Fungi, Ascomycota, Saccharomycetes, Saccharomycetales, Saccharomycetaceae. The coding region runs from base 1 to 1374 and encodes 457 amino acids. The transcript has a single exon.